AUGGAUGGUGGCUCCAUUUCUCGUUUUUGUGCCACCAGACCCGAUGCAACCACUGGCGUGGAGACGGCGGAAUCAAUUCCCCGGUUCCUGUUAGUAAAGAGUACCGAAGACGGUAUGGACAACUUUGACAAAAUGAACCCAUUUUUAAUUACGAGGUCAAUGUACGGUUUAAUUGGAGAAACUAGGUUAAUUAGAAAAGUUAAAGAUGGAUUAUUAGUACAGACGAAAACAGAAAAACAGACAAAGAAACUUCUUGAAACAACUACGUUUGCAGGAAAAGGGGUUACAGUUGAACCGCAUGGUCAACUAAAUACAUCGAAGGGUGUUAUAUAUUGCAAGGACUUCUUAAACUGUACAAUAGAGGAAAUACUGGAAGAAGUGAGGCAUAUUGGAGUAACACAGGUUAGACGGCUGAAAACUAAAAAAGAUGGCGUAUUAGUUGACACACCCAGUCAUGUACUUACAUUCAACACUCCAAAUUUACCAACAAAGAUUAGAGCAGCCUUUUAUAGUUUCAAUGUCAGGCCAUUUAUACCUCCACCAAUCAGAUGUUUUAAUUGUCAACUAUUUGGACAUGUUGCUGAAAAAUGUAAAGUUGAGAAAAGAUGCGCGUGUGGAAAACCUCCACAUGAUCCACCUUGUGAAGAACCCAAAAAGUGUGUGAACUGUGAAGGUCCACACUCUGCUGGUUAUAAAAACUGUCCGUCGUAUAAACGUGAAUGCGCAAUACAAAAAAUUAAAACCCUUGAAAAAGUGUCAUAUGUAGAAGCAAAGAAAAAAGUAUUAAUUAACACGCCUAAACCGAAUAUGUCCUACACUGCAGCGGUGACUACUCCGACUAAAGUAGAAGAUCUCAUUAAACAGAUGUUACCGCGUAUGGAAAAUAUAAUUAAGAAUACAAUCUUUGCAGCUGUAAAUCAAUCAAAAUCAAUAAGCGAUUUUACUGUCCCAUCCAGAUCGAGAUCAGACUCGGUCUCAACAAAUGCCUCUAAAAGAGGAAAUGAUCAUUUAGACACAACGUCUGAGGAUGAAAACAGAGCGCCUGCAAAGAGAAAACCAGGGUGGCAGAAGGGUAGACCAAGAAAACCACCCUCAGAGAAAUAA
Messenger RNA from Photinus pyralis (common eastern firefly), 1104 nucleotides. RefSeq lists its product as uncharacterized. The transcript has a single exon. NCBI's taxonomy places the organism in Eukaryota, Metazoa, Arthropoda, Insecta, Coleoptera, Lampyridae. The coding region runs from base 1 to 1104 and encodes 367 amino acids. The record is from RefSeq and is a predicted model, not a curated record.